GGAGUCUAGAAUUAGCACAGUACCUGAACAAACUCCCCACCUGUAGACCUGUAGCCUGCGACUUGCAACUUACACCAAUCCAAUCCCGCAUCAUCAACCUCACCCUCUCUCGACUUUCUCACUCGCGACAACUACAUACCCAUACCAUAUUACGCCUUUCGAGCAAAAGUGCAUUCGGCUAAUAUAUCUAUCUAGCCAUAAUCCUAUCUACUGCCUACCUAGCCCACAAAACCUACACUUUGCACCCAUUCACAUCUAUACAUACAAUCCCCCAGCAUUCAAAUAGUGGAUCAGUUUGCUUGCGCUGAGAACUAGAUCCGAGACCCCACCCACGAUGGCGGUCAUUGACGAAGACACAUUCUCUAGCAUUCCCUGGAAUGGCAACAGCCACAAUGAUAUCGUAGAAGGUUCAAGCUCGUCGACACCAACUAUAGAAGCAGAACCCCCUACUGCCGAAGACCAACAUCAUGGUGAUGAUCUACAGCGCCAGGACCCCGGCUUGUCCGGCGAUAUACUCGAGUGUACCGUAUCUGAGCCUCGCAAAGAACAAGAUGGCACCAAAGAUGCCUUCGUAUCAUAUCUAAUCACUACUAAUUCAACAUUCCCUUCCUUUCAGAAAUCUACUUUCACCUCCCGCCGCCGCUUUACCGAUUUUGUCUUCCUCUAUAAGACCCUUUCAAAGGACUAUGCAGCCUGUGCUGUACCGCCUCUUCCUGACAAACAGCGCAUGGAAUAUGUGCGAGGCGAUCGCUUUGGCUCGGACUUCACAAAUCGACGAGCCUACUCUCUGCAACGGUUCCUCGCGCGCAUCACCCUACAUCCCAUCCUCCGCCGUGCCCCAAUAUUCCACACUUUCCUCGAAUCUCCCGACUGGAACGCCACCAUGAAAUCUCGUGCCUCUAGAACCAGCACCGCUUCCGAUCCAGGUACCGGCGGUGUCUUCGACAACUUUGCUGACACCUUUAUCAACGCCUUCACCAAGGUCCAUAAACACGAUAAGCGGUUUAUUGAAGUGCGCGAGAAGAGCGACAAACUGGACGAAGAUUUAGGGCAUGUAGAGAAAGUGGUGGCACGAGUGGCUCGGCGGGAGGCGGACCUGGAGACCGACCUACGAGAUCUUACCGAGCAAUUCCAAAAGCUGAUCACGCUAGAGCCAGGCGUAGAGAGUGCCGUCCAUGGCUUCGCUGCCAGCGUCGAGGAUACAGCCACGGGGCUUAGAAAGCUGCGUGAGCACACCGACCAAGACUACCUCGGCAGCCUACGGGAUAUGCAAGCGUACAGCCAGGCACUGAAAAAUCUCCUCAAGGCGCGCGAGCAGAAACAGCUCGAUCACGAACAGCUAACCGAAUACUUGAACAAAUCUACCGUGGACCGUGAUUCGCUGGCUUCUGGACACGGCUACGGCGCCACUGGAGCCUUGGGUGGUGCGGGCGGCUUCAUCCGGUCCAAGAUCGAGGAUGCGCGAGGCUUAAACCACGAAGCCAUCCGCCGCGAGCGCCUGCGAAAACUCGAGAUGCGCAUCGACGAGUUGACAACCGAAGCCGAACGGGCCAAGAAGACGAGCGAGGCCUUUGACGAGGAGGUGGUCAAGGAAGUGGUUGAUUUCGAGCGCAUCAAGCGCAUAGAGCUCAAGCAACAGUUUGGCGGCCUAGCGGACGCGCACGUGGAGUUCUACGGCGGCGUGGUGGAUGUCUGGGAGCAGUAUGUCAGGGAAAUGGAGAAGGAAGGUCUAUCGGGUUCUGGGUACACCGGCUGAUAACUUUUUACUACUUUUUUGUCCACAUCCAUACCUACAUUACAAUUUCAAAAUCCGCCGGGUGGCUGGACUUCUUAAGGGACGGAUGGGCUAGGGAGGUCUAAUAAUGAUUCAUGGAAGCAAUGGAAGAAAGUUGAAGGCGGCGGCGUUGGCACUUUGGUCAUUGGCAGGUAGGUAGGUAGGUAGGUAACUAACAUAUAGCAAGGCUUUUUUAACCAAAUGGUUAUUUGGCUGGGUCACUCUACUACUCGCGACCUACCAACCAUGCCAGCCCGCUUCCAGUGUUUCUUUGCCUACCUACCUGCCUGCCUGCCUACC
This is a messenger RNA of Hypoxylon fragiforme, 2074 nucleotides long. RefSeq lists its product as uncharacterized. Gene Ontology annotation, biological process: autophagy; cytoplasm to vacuole targeting by the Cvt pathway. Gene Ontology annotation, cellular component: phagophore assembly site. The transcript is spliced from 2 exons. NCBI's taxonomy places the organism in Eukaryota, Fungi, Ascomycota, Sordariomycetes, Xylariales, Hypoxylaceae. The record is from RefSeq and is a predicted model, not a curated record. Gene Ontology annotation, molecular function: phosphatidylinositol binding. The coding region runs from base 335 to 1756 and encodes 473 amino acids.